Dovyalis caffra is the source of this 1509-nucleotide messenger RNA. Lineage: Eukaryota; Viridiplantae; Streptophyta; Magnoliopsida; Malpighiales; Salicaceae. The record is from the annotation of a GenBank genome assembly.
AUGUCCAUUUCUAACCUCUCCAGUCCAGAGACAGCAGAACAGGCCGAAACUCCACUCUUAAGCAACACUGUUGAUGGCUGCGUAGACUAUAAGGGCAACCCAGUUUAUAGAUACAACUCUGGCAGAUGGAGGUCUGCAUCUUUCAUAAUAGGUGUGGAAGUUGCAGAGAGGUUUGCAUUUUUGGGGAUAUCUUCCAACUUAAUAACGUAUUUAACUGGUCCAUUGGGUCAGUCAACGGCUACUGCGGCUGAGAAUGUGAAUGUGUGGUCAGGGACUGCUUCGUUGCUGCCUUUGUUAGGUGCAUUUGUUGCUGAUUCUUUUCUUGGCAGAUUCAGGACUAUUGUUGUUGCCUCAUUUGUCUACAUUUUGCACUUGGCCAAGGAGGGCACAAGCCUUGUGUUCAGGCUUUUGGAGCGGAUCAAUUUGAUGGACAAGACCCUGAGGAAUGCAGAGCCAAAAGCUCAUUCUUCAAUUGGUGGAUCUAAGAGAUAUCGUUACACUGUGAAAAGGGAAGAGAAAAAUGCAUUUUUGAGAACUGGUAAGGUCUUUUUCGUAGCUAUCAGGAAUCAGCGAAUUACUCCUUCCGCAAUAGCUUCUGAAGAAGAAGAAGGUCAUGGAACCCUGGAUCAUCAAAGUUAUGAGCAAUUCAAGUUCCUAAACAAAGCGUUGCUUGCUGCAAAUGGCUCAAAGGAAGAUGGAACAUUGUGUACCCUCAGUGAAGUUGAAGAAACUAAGGCAGUGCUCAGACUCAUUCCAAUAUGGACUACAUGCUUGGCAUAUGCUAUCGUGUUUCCAGUGUCCUCAACUUUCUUUGUUAAGGAAGCAGCAACCAUGGAUAGAUCGAUUUCACCAGGUUUUGAGAUACCAGCAGCUUCACUUCAAACCUUCAGCACCAUUGCCUCAAUUCUCUUUAUUGCAAUCUAUGACCGUGUCUUUGUUCCUGUUUCAAGAACUUUAACAAGGAAACCAUCUGGAAUUACAGUGCUUCAGAGAACUGGAAUUGGGAUGUUUUUAUCUACUGUUUCGAUAGCAGUUGCUGCUCUAGUUGAGAUGAAGAGGCUCAAAACUGCUCAAGAAUAUGGUCUAAUUGACAAGCCAAAUGUGAUGGUUCCAAUGAGCGUUUGGUGGUUAAUUCCUCCUUAUAUCUUGUUUGGAGUUUCUGAUGUUUUUACCAUGGUUGGCCUGCAAGAACUCUUCUAUGAUCAGGUCCCUAGUGAUUUAAGGAGUGUUGGUCUUUCACUCUACCUCAGUAUUUUUGGCGUAGGAAGCUUUCUAAGCAGCUUUCUCAUCUCUACCAUUGAGAAAUUGACUUGUGGGAAUGGUCGCUAUAGCUGGUUCGAUAAUAAUCUGAAUCGGGCUCAUCUUGAUUACUUUUAUUGGGGACUUGCUGUGCUAAGUACCGUGCAAUUGUUGGCUCCCAGGGACCAAAGUCACCAAACAAUUAAAGCAUUAGGGUUGCUGAAAGAUGUCCCAAGCCAAGUAGACUUUCUCAUGUUAGCAGGCAGCUGA